This is a messenger RNA of Impatiens glandulifera, 1814 nucleotides long. RefSeq lists its product as uncharacterized. The transcript is spliced from 15 exons. Lineage: Eukaryota; Viridiplantae; Streptophyta; Magnoliopsida; Ericales; Balsaminaceae. The record is from RefSeq and is a predicted model, not a curated record. Bases 446 to 1789 code for a protein of 447 amino acids.
UUCUCUCUCUCUAGCAUACGUUCUAUGGUCAGAAAGAGAAGAACAGCGAAACCCCCAUCGAUCACAUCGAGCUUUCUAUCGUCGUCUUCUUCACGAACUAUCGCCUCUCCACCUCCGACUGAAAUCUCCGGCGACGGACAGAAAUCUCCGGCGAGGGACAGAUUCUCUUGCCAUCUAAUCAUCGGCGUCGAAGAUCCACUUUUCGUCGUGUCAAACUCUGUUCGACGUCACUAUUGCAUGGUAUGCUUUUAUACAUUUCCAUAGAAAAGCCGGAGGAGUUCGUCAUUGGCUUCCAGAUUCCUCUUGAUCUCUUAUCAACGGCGCUAACUAAAUAUAAGAACUAAUUAUUUGAAAACGAGAUGGAAGAUUGAGUGGGAUACCAAUUUCAGAACUGUCUUUCCCCUUCGCUACUGUAGCUUUGCACCGGAGAGAGAAAGACAGAGAGAUGAAAAAGGAUAAGGAUAAGGGGAAGUGGGUGGCAAUAUUACACAAGGAGGAGGAGGAAGAAAAAGAGGUUGUCCCGGACGAAGAAGCGCCUUCCAAGAAGUUCUCCCCAAGGAAUGUUUCAUCUAAGUACGACUUCGUUAAGGUGAAGGUGUGGUUGGGGGACAAUGCCGAUCACUACUAUGUCCUCUCUAGGUUCUUGCUGAGCAGAAUGUUAACAGUAACCAAGAUACCUAAUCAUGUGGCUGUCAAAAUCGCUCUUGAGCUCAAGAAGCUGCUAAUUGACAAUAGCCUUCUAGAUGUCUCUCAAUCAGACCUGGAAAUAAACUUGUUUAAGCUAAUGGAACGGAGAGGUUAUGGUGAAGAGUACAUAAAUCGUUAUAAGAUGAUGACAAGAUUUCAUCAUCAAAGAGUACCAUUGGUUAUUCUUGUAUGUGGCACUGCUUGUGUUGGGAAAUCUACAAUUGCUACCCAACUUGCACAAAGGCUAAACCUGCCAAAUGUCUUACAGACUGAUAUGGUUUACGAAUUACUACGCACAGCAACAGAUGCUCCGUUGGCAUCAUCUCCUGUAUGGGCUCGAGAGUUCGAUUCAUCUGAAGAACUAAUUACUGAAUUUUGUAGAGAAUGCAGAAUAGUUCGAAAGGGUUUGGCUGGUGACCUAAAGAAGGCAAUGAAAGAUGGAAAGCCAAUUAUCAUUGAGGGAAUACACUUGGAUCCCAGUAUAUAUCUCAUGGAUGAUGUCAAUAAAUUAAGAAAUGGAAUUCCAGAGAAUGUUGAGAAAACGAGUUCAGAAGCAGCUGAUGAUAAAAAUGAAUUAGAGGGUAGUUCUGGCGAUCAGCAGAGUGAGGAUACAAGUAUUCCUCCCAGUGAAGGAGAAUCAUUGGAUGUGUCGGUUAAUAAGGUCUCAGAAAAUAUGGAAUCAAUGGACAUUUCUGCAGAUGCUCCUGGCGAUAAGGGUGAAAAUAUUAAAGGACUAGAAGCAGAUAUAAAGGCCCUCCUUGGGAAUGAGACAGGAUCUGAACCAAUAAUCAUUCCUAUUGUUUUAAAGAUGGCUGAGUUUGACCAUAAGGCAUUACUCGAGGAGUGGAUUUCAAAUCGUACUAACAGCGACAAAUGUCAAAUUCAGGACAAUGAGAAGUUGAUAAGCAACUUGAAAGUUACACAAGACUACCUAUGCUCCUUUAAGUCACAGGGAUUGACUGUGGUUAAUAUAUCAUCUACAACAUUCCCUCAGACACUGGAUUGGCUGCAUAGCCAUCUUCUUCAGUGUAUUGAGCAACGCAUAUCACCUGUUUCUAAUGGAAGUCCUGCCGAGGAAUCUGAUCCAAUUGGAACCGAAUAAUAUAUAGAUGUCUUGUUGCUGGUUU